GUACAGGGGCUUACUUGGAGUUUUGUGAGAAGCCAGUCAACUGUGACGUGCCUGCUGCCACCAAGCCAUUGAUAACUACACAGUGUAGGCCAACGUGGAUCAGCAAACAACUGAACUGGAGAAACCGUACAAAUUAUUGUCACCUGCGCUGCAUGUACACAACCAUGGACUAAAGUACAUGUACAUGUAAAGUGAACUCAUGAUAAUGAACUUUCACCAUGAACAUGGAUUGGUUGAAUGAAACAGGAUCAGCGAGACAUUACAACACGUAAUGUGUAGUCUGCUCGUCGUGCAGGAAAACAUGGCCAACAACACGAACUGAGGGAAAACUGCCCACAUCUACGUCGUUGAACAGAGUCGCUCGUGAACGACCAGCCAUCGCUGGCAUCAAUCAGUGAACCGUAGCCAGACCCACGGAUCGAACCGGCACACGCCCGCUUGCAAACACCGGUAAAAAUUGUACCCUUCGCCCACGGUUUGACGAGUCGGUUCACGCUCGCUGCGGACUUAAUGCGAACGUGACGGUCAACCGUUGUGCGAAGCUUCCAUAUUGGUGCUUGCCACCUUCUGUUGAUUUCCCUGGGAGUUAGACUGAUUAAAAAAUACGAUGACAGAAGCGUAGUGGGUCGGUGACGAGGACAGCCCAUAGCGGGGGCACUCGGCUGCAACGCGAGUGUCUUGACAAGCGAAAGUGGAAGUCACUGAUGUUCAGCUACAGUCCUCACACCAAUAUCGUCUCAACCAAGAGAGCCCCACCUCAGAAUGACAAACUCCGAAUCGAGUGCGCACGCGCCAGGAACGGAACCACUACGUCACACCCUGUCUUCCUUCAAAACGGUUCAUCCCACCCCUGCCACCCCUCCAACCACAUGAAUGGUCAAGUGGUAUCUGACAGACGCCCCGUCCUAGGCCCGGGGUAUAAGAUCGUGGAACCGCCCCAGGAGAUUUUACCUAGGCGGUCCAAGAUGACUCCCUCCCCAGACCCCACCGGGGUUAAGACAGCCCACAAGACUACGGUCAGAUUCAACGUCAGCUCGCUUCCAAACUCCCACGAUGAUUCCUUGAGGAGUGAGUCCAGAACAGUGAGUAAGCCUAAACUUAUGAGGAGCCAGUCUACGCAGACUGAGGCACCGCACCGUUCCGAGAAACCACCCAUCCUCAGCCGGUCUCCAUCGGCCCCUCCCAUAAUCUGUUACCACGCCGAGGAGCCGGUAAUACGGGCUCGCGGCGCGUUCAAGCGGGCCUCCUGGUCGGCCCGUGGCCGCUACUCGGACUCCUCCUCCACGGAAGGCGGUGAUGUAGGCAGCGACUCGGCGGACUCGAGUUUCUCGGUGGUCACGGCUAGGAGGAAUCCAGCCGAGGAAUUACCGCUGUCUGCUAUCCUCAUCGGCGACAGCGGUACGGGGAAGACUUGCCUCGUGGCUCGGCUAGCUGAUAAUGUCUUCGUGGAGAACUACGAUGUCACCGUAGGAAUCGACUUCAACAUCGCCAGGUUCGAUCUGCCGGACGGCCGACCAAUCAGACUACAGCUCUGGGACACGGCGGGCCAGGAGAAAUACCGCGCCAUCACCAGCAUGUAUUACCGCAAGGCCAUGGGCGUGGUCUUGGUUUAUGACGUCACGCGGCGGGAGUCGCUUGACAACAUUCUCAACGUCUGGCGGAAGGAGGUCGAGAAGUACGCCGAAUCUGACGUUGCGCUGAUGCUAGUCGGGAACAAAAUGGACCUCGACGACUACAGAACCAUCACAACACGAGUGGGAGCCAAGGUGGCAUCACAACUCGGCGCAAUAUUUUACGAAGUCAGCGCAAAGGAAGACCUCAAUAUCCAGUCGGCAUUUCAGGCCUUCGCGGACGACAUUAUAGAAAACGUGUAUUCCAAGCGUAACCCCUGCCUCAGCCUCAGUGCCGUUCACCUCGACCACAGCAACCACGACAGAAACAAGAACGAGAAAAAGACCAGAUCUACCUGCAACUGCUCAUAGAGGGAGUGCUUCCGCCAAAUCUACCUGCAACUGCUCAUAGAGGGAGUGCUUCCGCCGACAGAGGGCGUGUUCGCGUCGAUAGAGGUCGCCCUCCACAUAGACUAGAGGGCGCUGUAACCUGUAACACUGACUGGGGGCGCUGUUAGUGCAACUUUUUUUCCUAGCCUUCAAGCAUGCUUCCCGCACACUUUAAGGUGUACAAUGUUAGCUGCCGCUUUAUUUGUGGUGAUAUUUCUUUAAUAUGGCUGUCUGGACCGAAAAUUUACGAGCUGCAUUUUUUUUUAUUGAAAUGUAAAGUAACAUCAUGCUUAAAUAUUUGGUACACAUGCCAAACAUGUUCAAAGAAAUUAAAAUACUCUAUACUCUCGUUUUCUAUAUUAACUAAGGACAUCAUUUCACGAGGCAUAUUACUGAAAUGUUCGAUAAGCUGAAAAUACAGUUUAGAGAAGACUGCCUUAUCAUCCAUUAUUUAUUGAAUGGAACAAGUAAUUCGCAAUGAUAUGAUUCAACAGGCUCCAUUCAUUGUUCUACGCAAAUAUAUAUAAGUCCGAUUGCAAUUGUCAGUAUUUUUAUGUACACGAUCUUGAAGAGUACUUGUAUGCCCUACGUCCCUUUAAUUAAGAUUGAAAUAAUCUACAAAAGAAUCUGAAUUAUUAUGAAGCUUACAAAGAGAAGAUGAAAGAUUCUUCUAUGUAUAAAUGUUUUGAGAAUGUUAGAAUUAGCAAUAGCACUGCGUUUCUUCAUAGUGUGAUUAAUUUUUAAUUUUUUUUUUAUUGUUUGGAGUGAUUGGGAAAUGCGCUGGUAGGAGAGAUCUCGGUGUUUUUUUCGUUUUAACUUGGGAUGUUCUCGAAAAUUGGAUUUGAUUUUAGAAAGUUUGUGCAAUUGUUUUUUGGCAAUGAUUUUUCAGCCGGUGGUGGAGUAGCGAGUGCAAUGAUUCUGCCGAUUAGAAGUUUAGUUUUUAGUUGAAUGGCUUUUUAAUGAGUAUAAUUUGUUUAUCUUAUGCGAAUAUGCGAGGAGCGUUUGUGAACCCACUUACGUGAACUUCCUUCGGGAGUUUUUGUCCACACCGCCUCUUACAAAUGAUAAGUUUUGUAUUCUACGGGAUGUACCCAAACAGAUGUAUCAAUGACCAAUAGGAUGAGUGGACAAGGUGUUCAAGUGGAAUGGUGUUCUUUAUCGAAUUGGACAAUAAAACACCUGAACUUGUUUUUGCAGUUUUACUCUGUGAA
Molecule: messenger RNA, 3211 nt
Organism: Patiria miniata (bat star)
Lineage: Eukaryota; Metazoa; Echinodermata; Asteroidea; Valvatida; Asterinidae
Product: ras and EF-hand domain-containing protein homolog
Exons: 7
Coding region: 705-1982 (425 amino acids)
Biological process (GO): regulation of exocytosis; protein secretion
Molecular function (GO): GTP binding; GTPase activity
Source: RefSeq, a predicted model, not a curated record